AAUGGCGGCCAUUUUUCCUCCAAAUUUGGGGCUGAGAAAAUUGCGCCCUAAAACUCCCUCAACUCCUCCCUUACAAAUCCUUCUUUUCCAAUCCAUUCUUAAUUUUACCCUCCCGCUCUCCAUUUUUGAGCUAAUGGACGCCAUCUCCACCUCCUGGCCACCUUGAAUUCCACCCUCAAUUUGUUCUGAAGCUUUUCUAGGGUAUUCCAAAUCUCUGAUUGUCCAACUACUUUCACCCCGCGGAAUUGGAUACCCUAGAACUGUCUGCUCUUCGUUUUCGUCUGACGACCUUAUGAUCGACCGUUGCAGGUAGCCAAAAUAGGAGCCUGCCAUAGUGGUCAAAUGGGGUUUAAAUUUUCAAAGCCGAGUCAGGGGAAGAUGGACCACCUAAGUCUGCAACACCACCUCAUAAAUUAUCUAUCAAAAAGCUUUUACAUCCGUAACUUGGUAUCCAAGAAAAGGAGGCGCAUGCUUGUUGCGGGUUAUGAUCUUGACAUGUCAUACAUCACAGAUCAUGUAUUGGCGAUGUCGUUCCCUGCAGAACGUAUGCGUGCAAUGUAUCGUAAUCCGCUAUGGCAGGUUAAGUCCGUAUUGGACAUGAGGCAUCAAGGACAUUACAAGAUCUAUAAUCUCUGUAUUGAAGAAUCAUAUGAUCCAACACAUUUUCAUGGCCGUGUGGAGUCAUUUCCUUUUGAUGAUAAUCAUGUCCCACAUCUAGAGAUGAUCAAACUUUUCUGUGAAAAUGUUUCUUCAUGGCUCUCGUCCCACCCAAAGAAUAUUGCUGUCGUACAUUGCAUGGCUGGAAAAGGUCGAACGGGAUUGAUGGUAUGUGCCUACUUAGUUUACUGUGGCACGUCAGUGGAGGAUGCACUUCAGUUGUAUGCUCAGAGGCGGACAACCAAUAAUGAAGGGGUAUCAAUUCCAAGCCAACGACGGUAUGUGGGCUACUGGGGAAAGUGUCUUUCUUUUCCCAAGGGGGUUCAUAAUGGACCUCCAGAGGUGAAUUUGCCCGAACCAUGUCGGAGAGAGUUGCAGAGAAUACGUCUUUAUGACACAGUUAACACCGAGUCAAUUUUCUUCGUGGUCUCAGAAUUGCAGGAGGUUCCUUCUCAGUUAUACCGUCCAUCUAUGGAACUUACCAGGAAUCGUUGCAGACAAUUUAAAAGAGGUUAUGAGAGAAGUAACAGUCCUCGUUAUUUUCUAUCUUUUGUUGAAGGUGAUAAUGAAGGGAACGAGUCAGAAUUAGAACCCCAUCUUGUUGUUCAAAUGGAUACAGAGUGUUCAGCGCUAUACAAUAAAAACUGCCUUGACUACAAUUUUGAGAACCCACUACCACUAACUGGAGAUGUGCGUAUCAUAUUCUACGCAAAGAUGUUUGGAGGGCGUCUCUUCUAUGCUUGCUUCAACACAGCUUUCAUUAAAAACAGCUUGCUACAGCUGAGGUUGCAGGAUCUGGACAAAGUUGGGAAAAAGGGAAAGUCAAUUUGUGGUCCUUCCUUCUGCUUGGAGUUGGUAUUUGGUCCUGCAAAUGCAAAACACUCAUUUUCGACUUUGUCAGAGAUCGAAGAUCCUAGCAACGAUUUGUCUUAAAAUCUCAAAAUGUAGAACUCUUCUUCUUCUUCUCCUUCUUCUUCUUCUACUACUUCCAGACAGAGAGACAGACAUGGGAGAGAACGGCAUUAAAACACAUUAUCUCCUGUAAUCAAUCAUCUUCUCAGAGAGCAAACAAUCCAUGUUGGAAAUUAUUUUCUGUAUCUAUGAAGAAGGACAUUCUUUUGGUGGAAGGAAAGGCAUUAGGAGGAAUAAACACAAAUUUUGUAUUUUUAGAAUA
Molecule: messenger RNA, 1831 nt
Organism: Momordica charantia (bitter melon)
Lineage: Eukaryota; Viridiplantae; Streptophyta; Magnoliopsida; Cucurbitales; Cucurbitaceae
Gene: PTEN1
Product: Calcium/lipid-binding (CaLB) phosphatase
Biological process (GO): phosphatidylinositol dephosphorylation
Cellular component (GO): cytosol
Molecular function (GO): phosphatidylinositol-3,4,5-trisphosphate 3-phosphatase activity; protein tyrosine phosphatase activity
Source: RefSeq, a predicted model, not a curated record